UGUGGGAGGCGGACAGUACUAUCGACCGGCGGCGCGGAGGGUCGCACAGCAGGCGUCGCAGAAAUGCUCAGUACCUUCUCGGCAGCCCCCGGUCAACAUGGCUGGCCCCUCACCCUACCCGAGCGCGAGAGUGACAGUGACAGUGACUCGCUGCGAGGGGACUCCCUGGACACAGUGAUCCAGGUGGGCGAAGGCGAGGACAGUGCGCGGCGACCGAGGUUAGUGGACCGCGAGAUCCAGGUGGACUCUCAGUGCUGUAAGUGCUCGGAGGAUGGAGUCAGGGACACCAGCUGUGACGGAGGCGGUGAUAAGGGGGAGGCUGAGGGACAGGAGGCCGUGUUAUCAGUGACUGUAGACUGUAGUGGUGAGUCAGUGACGGCUGAUAGUGAGGUGAACACUCCGUCAAGUGCGGGAUUAACUUGUGAUAACUUAGAAACUAGUGUUAACCGUGAUAACUCUCAACUUACCGAUGAACCCGAUAAAACAACUGAUAUUGUCCCUGUAAUUAACAAAGAUCUAGAAAUCGUAGUAGACGAUAAAGAGCAGGAAAUUAACGAGACCCCUAAGGGCACUUUAAGAGAUUUAUUUCCAAUUAAGAGAUCGACAAACGCGCUUGAAAAUUUGCCUUUGAUUUUCCCCCACGCUCGUGGACUCAGUGUGACCAAACCGGUAAACAAAUUCGAAAACCUAUUUAACAACUCGGAUUUUGUGAAAGAAAAAAGUGAUGAAACCAACAAUAACGAAGUCCCUACUGUUAAAUGUGAAAUCGAAAGUGAUAGUGUAGAUAAUAGCUCGUCGCAGCCGGAAAGCGGCGUGCUAGGUCGCGUGGAUGUGAAAACCGACAACUUGUUCCAGUUCAAUGUGAACCCACACGAGGGGGUGACCAGUUUCAGUGAGGACCUCAGGGACAGCUCCGAGGACGAGAUGAAGCAGAAAAAGAAACAGGAGGACAACCGGAUCCACGAUGAAGCAGUGGGAGCGUCCAACAGCGAGCUCUGCAACGGUUACCACCGCGGAGUCUUGAAGUCGGCGCUGAAGAGAGGUUCGUCGAAGAAGUCCAAGAAGAAGAAUCGCGUCCAGUUCGACGAGUCCUUGAAUAAGUUCUUCGACGCCGAUUACGUGAUUCUGAUCCGCGAAGAACCGGAGGAUUUUGACGGCGAUUACGAUAUCGGCGGGUGUGACUGCGGCGAGGACUUCUGCUACGACGAGUGUUGUGAUGAGGACGACGACGAUGACGAGGAGAGCUUCCAGGAGCCCCCCAGCCCCCGGUUCGACCUGUGCGCGGCGUUCGAGCCCCCGGUGGAGUUCGUCGACCAAGUGACUCUCAGCCCUCCUGAUGGCUACAAGGACACCUCACACUACUGCCCGCAUCACCACCCUCGCCUGCCGGCCAAGCGUAGACCCGAUGGAAAGGAUUGGUCGCAAACCGAGGCAGGAGGUGAGGACAGCCACAUGGGAGACACGAGAACCGAGGCCACCAACACUGAUGAUGACCUCAGUCCUGGCUCGUCGGAUCAGAGUCAGAACGUUACCGCCUUGGAGCUCAGUAUGGGUCAGCAACAGCAGCAGCAGCAGCAGUUGAUGCAGCAGUUGACUCAGCAGCAGCAGCGGUACAUCGUGGAGACGAUCACGAUGACAACGGUGACGGAGAGGCGGAUAGUGCGGGAGGCGGAUGACCAGCGACUGCACAAGACCGGUGGGGCGGAGUCCGAGGAGGGGAAGCUCAGUGGGAUCCUCAAGGGUGGGAAGUUGUGGAAGAGCUCCGAUAGCGGGAACCAGACAGACCUCGACGACUUCCCGAGGAAGGGCGAGGACGUGACGCAAGUGACAGGUGAGGAGGACGACAGAAGAGGGGUGCGGUUUUCAGAAAGUGGAAAACCUGAGGGAAGAGAAUCGUCGGUCGAUGGAGGCGAAAGGCCUCGAGAUGGAAAUGAACCCAACGCGGCUUUCAAAGUCGGCAAUACCAUGAUUUCGUCCUCGAAGCCCAAUUCGGCAGUCCGUCAGUUGUUUCCAGGCCAGAGGUUCAUGUCUCCUCCGCCCUUACUGACGAGGUCUCCGGAGUCGGAGAACGGACAAGACGACAAAGAACAAGGCAAGUACUUGGUGACAGCAGAGAAUUUGAAAAUGUUCGAGGAAGCCAAGAAAUCAAAACUGCAGCAGUAUUACAGCUCCAGGGGCAACUCGAAGGACGGCUCUUCGCAAACGAUAUCGUCGCCCCAGCAGGAACAGCCGCCCAGCGACGACGACGAGGGUCUCAGCAGUAGCUUAAUAAAAAGGACUAUCGAAAGAAAUACUUUGCGUAGAAGUCUGCUGAAGUACCCACACGACAUUCGUUUGAAGAGAAACCAAAACAAGCUGAAGAGUGAGAACUCGUUGGUAGAGAGAAUAAAACAGUUGACGUGUGACGUAGAUGACGAACCCGAAGGUAAGAACAAGGAAGGAGAGAACGCCACAAGGGCGAGCCCUCCCGGCGAGGAGGCACAGAAAGUCCAGGGCAACAACCAGAAUCGCCCCGACAAAAUUGCCUCUUCAGGUAUGUCUUCCACUUAUAAAAAAUUAACGGAUUUAUUUUCUCGUCGGGAUAAGUUAGAGGCUGCACACCCAUCGGUUAUACUACAAACUCCGGUUUCGGUCGAAAGACAGUAUGCUUACUACCAGCCUGUGUACCACCAGCAAACUACGCCGCCGGACCUGGGUAACGGGUUGAACACACCGACAGGUGUCAACCAGAAACACAUAGUCCAGAGAAACAGUGUUACCACGGAGGCGAGGAAGCAAUUCCUCUCUUCUCUGGCGCCACUUACCGCCUGCGUGAGCGGGAACCUGGACGACUCGCCGGGAAGUAGAGACAAUCUGCCGCUCCCCGGAGAGCGGACGUCUGUGGCUAGCACCAGCACGGCCCAGGACUCCGAGUACAGUCUCGAUGACAUCGAGGAGGUACUGAACGCGGACGAGAACAAGUCUCAGCCCCAACCGGAUGUGGUGGCCGGUACACCCGCAGGAAACAGUGACCAAGACGAGCUCGCCCUCUUCGUUCAGCAGGAUGCGGGUAGGAUCGAGCGAAUCCGGAAGCGUUACAGUUCUACGCCGAACUCAGCUGGUUCUGAUGACGACGAACACGACGACUACGGAUUCAACAGAAGACCUUCGGUCCGAGGGAUUAAACCCAGAUUCGGAUCCACGACGGAGAUUCUGCAGCAGAUGCAGUCUCAACUACAACCUCCGCCGCUGGCCUGCCCCAGCAGAGUCGGGAGUCACAUCACUUGGCCUUACUAUACACCUGAUGAUUCGAGGAGGAUCAAUCCAAACAGAACGGCGAUGCCAAUUCUCAAGGAGGAAACUCACUUUACUUACAUGCCCGAUCCGAACUUGGAGUACGGAGCCAAUUCUCCAGUAGAUCCUACGAGAACUUAUCAUCACCAGAUGAUUUACUCUUCCUCUGGCAAUCUUCACCAGCCGAUGAGAAUCGGUGGAGGCGGAGACAUGCAGUAUCCACCCAGAGUCCACCACCUCCAUUCCGAGUCACCUCCGAGAGUCCCUCCGAUGGGAAUGAUGGUUCCCUUCCAAGAACACGAUUUCCCGUACAGGACGACAGCUCCUAUCUACGCGAGAAGAGCCAUCCCAGGAAGUGUUGUCCAGAUGAGGGUCUCCCCCAUCCCGGCGGGAUCUGCCGUAAGACUACCACUUCACCCUCCGUACGUCGAGCCAGAACCUCAUUACUCGACACAACCUCUGCCUCCUGGGACGACUUCCAUUAUACGCGUAGGUCAGCAACAGACCAUUCGCGUCCCUUACCCCACCGGAGGCCCAGUUCAGGUGCACCUUCUUGCCACGAGGAGGAGUGAAAGUCCACAGAGAGGGUCUCCCUCUCAGCAGCCAGGAUAUCCGGCGAGCCAGUACGUCGUAGCGAGAGGUACUCAGACGUCUUCUAUAUCCUCGACCUACUUCAACAUCGGCAACACCGUCCCUCCUAGAGGGACCUAUUACCCUUCACCUCCUCUGCCGCAGAGCAACGGACCCAACUACAACCGAGGACCGUUAAUCUACUCGGAACAUCCUCCGAAGCCUCCGCACCUGUUCAACAACAACAACUACCCCACAAACCCUCACAGGGCGACCUCUCCCAUCCAAUCCCUCACGUCCUCCCCCACCAGGAUGAAACCUCAGAACGAACGUGGAGUCCCUGAGGGUGCCGCUUCUUCCUCUCCUGCCUUCCCCCAGGACUCGGUGUACCAACACCAGGUGUCCUCAGGCACAAACCCUCCCUCCCCCGGGUCCGAACCCAGCCUCCCUCCCACCACCUGUGACACCGCCACCUCCCCCGUCACUCCCCCGCAGAACGCCUCUUCUGUUUACUACUCCAUGAACGUCUGACAAAGCCUGCAGCAAUACCAGUACUACUGGACCACCACCUCCAACCACUAGGUGUUUAGAUUAUUUGUACGGUCUGGAGCUUGUCAAGGUUCUGUCUCCGUCCUAGACAAUAUGCCUACUGGAACAGUAUUAAGCAUUAUGGAUGAUCAAGUUUGGCUUUUGUUUGGUUAAGUGAUCUGAUCAACUGUAAAACCAAUAGUUAAUGUUACUUAGUCUUUGUAUUUCAGAACUGAUAUAAUUAAGUAAAUUAAUUGUAAUUAAUUAAAAAAAUAAAAAAAGGGGCGGAAAAUUUCUGGAAUUUCAAAGUAAACAUAAUUCAAAAAUGGAAUCAGUAACCCGUAUUAGGCUUUGUAAAGUAAGUGUACGUCACAAAAUACUUUUUAGUUUUAGUUCGAUUGAAAAUGUUGCUAUCAAUAGCUUUAAUAUUUUUUCAUAAGAAGUAAUUAAAUGUUAGUAAACAGUUAAUGUGAUUUUAGAUGAAGGUUGUUAAAUGCUCAAUUUACUUAAAAAUGUAGUCAUUAGAUGAAUUGGUUGUGAUUUUAAUUAGCCAAGCCUCAACCACGGCAUUUCUUUGACACAAGACAAUAAUAGCAAGAGCGAGAUGCGAACCUAGGACCUGACAGCUCCAGACUAUAGUAAUGUUGUGUGGCCUCCAGUAUUAUAUGUUGUCCCAGAGACGUCACGCAGCUUUGGUUGUGGCCCUGGGCCGAUCCUUGUUUUUAUGGUUGUGACUUUAACAUUUUAAUAAAACAAAAUACUCCUUAAAAACACUGAAGUGCGUCAAACAUCGCUAUCUUUAAAAAGGCAUCUGUAAAUAAAUAAAAACUGUAAGCAAAUUCUUCCACGAGUUCGACUCGGAUAAAUGGGUAAAGUUGUUGCAGGAAAGUUACUUUAUCGUUGCAAGUCAUAUAGGAUUAUUGAUGUUUUACACAAAAUUGGAGUAAAAGAUCUAACACAUCUGUUAUUAAGUUAAUUAAGCUCGUUAUCGGUCUAGUAAAUAAGUUGUUUUAUAUUUCAUAAGUAAAUCGAAUCAAGAUCUCUUCAGAGUAUAAACUUGUAUAGAUUAUAUUUAUUGAGGCAGCUACUGCGCUAAAAGAACUGUCUGAUCAGUUGUACUGGGUUUAGUGUUAGAGAUGGAUCUGAGUUUUUUAUCACUUCAUCAUGAGGGCCUGAGUACGGAAACGAAUAAAAUAAAAUUUUAUUUUUAAAGUGAUUAUUUAUAUAAUAGAUCUAAUAAACCCCAUUUUAUAUUAUAUAGAGUAUGUAAUGAUAGUUUUUAAACGUUGAAUAUUUAUAAAAAAAACUUUAUUGUAAUACACUAUAACGGAUAUAUUAACCAUAAAACUUUUGUACUUGUUCCGAUAGUACAAUAUAGAAUACAAGUUUAUUUAGGCCUACAGGGUUUUUGAUCUUGGGUGUCUACGGUUUGAUUACGAUCAUAAUAAAUGUUAUGGUAAUACUAAAACUAUCUGUUCGUUAAAUCAAGAUUUUUUUAAAACCACGAAUAAUUAGAAUGCUACUUUAUGGGUGUGGUUAAAGAAUUUACUCCUAAAGAAUUAUAUUUUGGCAAGCGUGACAAAAUUGUUAGACGUUAUGGAGUUGCAAACGCGUUAAUAUAGCUUUGAUAUCUUUAAAAUUAGUUUGAAGAGUUUUAAUUGACAGAAAUAAUACGAGAUAUGAUUGUAAAGACUCACUUUCUAAGUGUUGAAUGCUUAUUUUAUCAGCUCUAUUCGAAAAUUCCAUUUUUAGCCAUUCGAGGCUAUUGAAAGAAUAGAGGCUUUUCACUUCUUAGUCUUACACUAAGACCCCUCUUGUGCUACAAUCAUGUGCGAGAAUCUUAUCAAACGUAGUAAGCGAGGAGUCCGGAGAUAAUACAGAACAGAUUUAUGUAUGUAAUAUCCAAUCUUAUCUGGAAAAACGUGUUUAAAAAAAUAAUUGAGCAAAAUUGAAAAUUACAUUAUUUAUACAAUAUGUCUUAAAUUAUUACUUGGUUCAUUCGUAGGUGCACACAGACAACAUGUGGUUUAAUUAUUCAAAAUUUAAAUUAUCAAACGAAUACAGUGUAAGUUUUUAGUUUUCGUCGAUGGAGAAGAAAACAAAAAGUGCGUGAUAUUUGAGGGAGAGGGAAGAGUGACAGGUGGCGUAAGUAAAAACACAAAAACGAGUCAAAGGCCAAAACAGGCCGGGACAGGUCCACAGCUGGACACAAACAUAUUCGGGUCAGAUGUUAGCAGUUUUCACGACAGAACGCUCCCCAGUAAUGGGAUUAGGGGACUAAGAGGAUUUGGCGGCAAAGUUGGGGAUGAAGGGAGGGGGAGAGUGAGGGGGGUAGAAACUCUGGCUUGUUGAAAUGUCACAAAAACGUCCUUUGUUGAGGACUUACCUCGACACGAGCAAGUGAUAAAUGAAACGGAAUUUGUGUUCUGGUUGGAAAAUGGAAACUAUUGCUAAUAAUUUUAUUCAAGUUAUGAGUACAAAAUUAUUAAUCUCUUUAAAAUCCCGACAUACAACUGGUGUUUCAUGUUCAUGUUUCUCAUAUCUUUUGGCAUCUACUACAUAAAUCAGCGUGUUGUCAGCUGAAAGAUGUGAUCAAUAAUUUACUCUAUGUGGUCAAAAUUAUUUUGAGAAAUAAGCGUCUAAGCUAAGUACAUUUUGACGAAAAUAAGCGUUGUAAAAAUUUAUGAGAUCGUAUCAAACCGAAGACACCCAUUGAAAAUAAAAUAUUGAGCUAUAUAUUACCAAUAACUUGUAAAUAUCUAGUAGGCUAAGAAGAGUCCAACAUUCCCAAAUGUUACCAAAGAUUUAAUUUUAAACCCGUUGAAAUGCUUAUGUCAUUAGGAAAGCAACAGUUUCGAUUUUUACCAGCGUAAAUAUGUGUGUAAAUUAUGUAAUAUAUAAGAGAGAACGCAGCAGUAUAUCUAAAGUUGUUGUGAAACAUUUCCGGUGCCAAAGAUGCAGAAGUGUGUACCAAAGCGGCUCAGUUCCGAGCCUUAGGCCUAACCUUAUAAUCAAACCUUUGGUUCUCUUUUGUCAUUGAUUAUUAAAGAUUAGUUAAACGAA
Molecule: messenger RNA, 7434 nt
Organism: Homalodisca vitripennis (glassy-winged sharpshooter)
Lineage: Eukaryota; Metazoa; Arthropoda; Insecta; Hemiptera; Cicadellidae
Exons: 3
Coding region: 64-4374 (1436 amino acids)
Source: RefSeq, a predicted model, not a curated record